AUGCAGCCGGCAGGGGGUCGCGUGGUGGCCCCGUUCCCGCUGCUGCUGUCUCCUCGGCCCAGGGCGCUGGUUCAAGGCGACAGGGGACCGGAGGGGACCUGCACCCCCAGCAAAGAUGCACUGAGACUCACCCGCGUGUCCCUGCCCCCGGGACAGCUCUCCCGCGUGUCCCUGCCCCCGGGACAGCUCACCCCCGUGUCCCUGCCCCCGGGACAGCUCUCCCCACCAUCAUCACCACCAGCACUACAAGGAGGGGCUCCGUGCCUUGGGAUUAAAAGUCUGCCGGGGACUCCUGUUCUUCCAUUUGGGGAGUUCCGUGGCCUCCUGAUGACCCAGCCACACUCCAGACCAAACGGACCAGCACCUCGGCCGCGGUCCCGCACCAGGAUUUGUGAAGUCCGCUGGGCGUCCAGCACCGCCGGGGCUGAGAACAAGCUCAGCGACCUUGCAGGGACUUGUUCCUCCAGCGGUCAGUGUCUGGGGGCUUCUGCAGCCUGGAAGCUGCUGCGGUCCCUCGAGUCUUCAUCCCAGCCUGCCUGUGGCCUGUCGGUGUCCACCCUCUCCUCGCCGCACUGUCCUCUCCACAUGUCCCCACAUCUGAGGACCCUGGGGUAUCAUGACACGUCAGUUCUCAUUCCAGACUCUGCCCUACUUCUCCCCUGCCCUGCCCGCCGCCUCGUGGUCAUGCUCCAUCCUGGGAUGACCUUCACUGGGGGAGCCAAGCCGUCCUUCACCAGAUGCAAGACUGGGGUUCUUUGUGCCUUGUGGCACAGCCAAGCCCAGUUACAGAGGUCUGGCUGGAUCCAGGAGAAGGAGACGUGCGCAGGACCAGUCGUCAGGGAUCGAGCAACCUCCCUCGCAGGACACACGGUGUCUCUGCCCAGGAACCACCGAGAUAUUGAUGCGUGCAGGACGCUGGACUUGGUGGAGCCCACGCCUGGCUCCCCGCGGGGUCUUCACACACCCUGGUCUGAGGCCACGCCCGGCUGCGAGUUCUGGAGAAGGGCCAGAAAGCACCUGGGAGGAACCCAGGGCCAGGAACGCACCCAGGCUCAGAUCGCCGCCAGAUCCGCGGGCAUCUGA
Rangifer tarandus platyrhynchus (Svalbard reindeer) is the source of this 1083-nucleotide messenger RNA. Lineage: Eukaryota; Metazoa; Chordata; Mammalia; Artiodactyla; Cervidae. The record is from the annotation of a GenBank genome assembly.